Pseudonaja textilis is the source of this 2175-nucleotide messenger RNA. RefSeq names its product RIO kinase 2 (gene RIOK2). Gene Ontology annotation, biological process: maturation of SSU-rRNA; protein phosphorylation. NCBI's taxonomy places the organism in Eukaryota, Metazoa, Chordata, Lepidosauria, Squamata, Elapidae. The record is from RefSeq and is a predicted model, not a curated record. Gene Ontology annotation, molecular function: ATP binding; protein serine/threonine kinase activity. Gene Ontology annotation, cellular component: preribosome, small subunit precursor; cytosol; nucleus.
AAGGGCGCGCAUGCGUAUCCCAAAUAAAUGAAACGAGAUUGGCCUCUUGGGCGAGAUUGAGGCGUCGGUUUUCUUUGGCCUGCCGGCGAGUAUCCGGACGACGCUAUGGGGAAACUGAACGUUAUUUUACUCCGAUACCUUUCCAGGGAUCACUUUAGGGUCCUCACUGCGGUAGAAAUGGGCAUGAAGAAUCAUGAAAUAGUCCCUCCUAGUUUGAUUGCCUCCAUUGCCAGUCUUAAACACGGGGGUUGUAAUAAAAUACUGAAAGAAUUAACAAAACAUAGACUUACAGCUUAUGAACGAACUAAAACUGUCCAAGGUUAUCGAUUAACUAAUGGAGGUUAUGAUUACCUUGCCUUGAAAACACUGACUUCCCGAGACGUGAUCUGUUCUGUUGGGAACCAAAUGGGUGUUGGAAAAGAAUCAGAUAUUUACAUUGUUGCAAAUGAAAAAGAAGAGCAACUUGCAUUAAAACUGCAUAGGCUUGGGAGGACCUCCUUUCGGAACUUGAAAAACAAGCGUGAUUACCACAAACACAGACACAAGAUGUCAUGGCUCUACCUCUCACGUCUUGCUGCAAUGAAAGAAUUUGCCUAUAUGAAGGCUUUGUAUGACAGACAGUUUCCUGUUCCAAAACCUUAUGACUACAAUAGACAUGCAGUAGUAAUGGAACUUGUCAAUGGCUACCCACUGUGUCAAGUGCGUCAUCUUGAAGACCCUGCAUCCCUAUAUAAUGAGUUGAUGGAAUUAAUUGUAAAACUUGCCAACCAUGGCUUGAUCCAUGGUGAUUUUAAUGAAUUCAAUCUCAUGUUAGAUAAUAAAGACCAGGUUACAAUGAUUGAUUUCCCACAGAUGGUAUCAACCUCUCACCCAAAUGCUGAAUGGUAUUUUGAUAGAGAUGUGAAAUGUAUCCGUGAUUUCUUCAUGAAGCGCUUCAGCUAUGAAAGUGAACUGUAUCCAACUUUUAAGGAUGUUAGGAAAGAGUGUUCUCUUGAUGUUGAAAUCUCAGCCAGUGGCUACACCAAAGAAAUGCAGGAAGAUGAUGAAUUACUUUAUAUGGAUUGCCCUGAAUCUGAGAAUCUUAAAACAGAGACUUUUUCUGAUGUGCAAGAUCCAGAAGGAGAGGUUGCUUCAUGUGACAGCGUAGAUCAAAUGACUGAUGGGAAUUUCAUACAUGAGGUUAAAAAAGCUUCAGGAGGUUUGUUGCAGACCCCUGAGGAAGAUAGUGCAGAAGAAGAUGAAGACAGUUUAGAUUUGCAGGAAUUCAGCUGUGCCUUACAAGAGAUGGAAGGGCAGGUGAUGACUGAAGAGAAGUCUGACCCUGAAAGCUCAGCCAUUGGUUUUCGUGGUGAUAAGAACAACAUUGAAAAAUCUACCCAAUUGGAAGACGAAGUGGAUCAUGGAGAAGAUACUGCUGACAAAGAAUAUGAAGAUGAAUGCUCCAGUCUGGUUGAUUUGUCUACAUUAAACAGGGAAUUUAGACCUUUCAGGGAUGAAGAGAGCCUAUUUCAUGUCAAUCAGCACAGGACAAGAACCGCUAGUAUGACUUCAAUACAGAGCACUACAAGCCAGACAACAAUUCCUCCUGAACUGGUAAAACAGAAGGUAAAACGCCAGCUAAAUAAACAACAAAAAGCUGCUUUCAGACGACGACUGCAGAAAGGAGAAGCUAACAUUUACACCAAACAACGGCGGGAAAACAUGUACAAUAUCAAAUCCAGUUUGGAUUCAACCAGCUUCUGGGAAUGACAUCCUAUGAAGACAUUUAUCUUUUUUUUUCUCCCAUCUUACAAAUCAAACAAAUCUUUUAUUUUAAAUAACUACUUACAGAGAAGAAUCUAAAUCUAAAGUUCUUUUUUCCAAAUCCCAAAGGUUACCGCUAUAAACCCCAUCCAAACUGUCAAGUAAUGAAAAUGAUACUGCAAAGAUCUUGCAAGAACAUUUCAAAAAAAUAAUGAAGUACUGCUGAUUUUUUUUUUCAUAUAUUUAUUCAACAUUUUAGUAAAUGGCCUAUUGCCAAGGGUCCUGAGCCCAACAAAUAGGCUUUUUUAGCCAAAAUGUUGUAUCUUUAGAAUAUAAAAAAUCAGUUGGCAUGCUUGAUAUGAUCUAUCAUUAUUUAAGAAAAACAUCAUAGAAAUUUGGGUGCAUCCCAGACUUUGAUUUCUUUCAAAAAAA